Molecule: messenger RNA, 2536 nt
Organism: Mustela erminea (ermine)
Lineage: Eukaryota; Metazoa; Chordata; Mammalia; Carnivora; Mustelidae
Gene: NDE1
Product: nudE neurodevelopment protein 1
Exons: 9
Coding region: 164-1204 (346 amino acids)
Biological process (GO): cell migration; establishment of mitotic spindle orientation; microtubule nucleation
Cellular component (GO): kinetochore; kinesin complex; centrosome
Molecular function (GO): microtubule binding
Source: RefSeq, a predicted model, not a curated record
GUAUUCUUGGCUAGGAUGGCAUUUUAGGACCCAGAUAGGGUGCUUUGAAGAGCAAUUGGAUCCCAGUGACUGACUCCCAGAGCCACUUACGUGACCCCACCGCCACACUGGUCUUUAACCAGACACCAUGCCACAGGAAGAGUGAGCUCCUGCUGUUUUCACCAUGGAGGAGUCAGGAAAGACUUUCAGCUCUGGGGAGGAAGAGGCAAACUACUGGAAAGAUAUGGCUAUGACCUACAAGCAAAGGGCAGAGAACACGCAGGAGGAGCUCCGAGAAUUCCAGGAGGGCAGCCGGGAAUAUGAAGCCGAACUGGAGACGCAGCUGCAGCAGAUCGAAACCAGGAACAGGGACCUCCUGUCAGAAAAUAACCGUCUCCGCAUGGAGCUGGAGACCAUCAAGGAGAAGUUGGAAACGCAGCACUCGGAAGGCUACCGGCAGAUCUCAGCCUUGGAGGACGACCUUGCCCAGACCAAAGCAAUUAAGGAUCAACUUCAGAAAUACAUCCGAGAGCUGGAGCAAGCAAACGAUGACUUGGAAAGAGCAAAACGGGCCACAAUCAUGUCUCUGGAAGACUUUGAGCAGCGUUUGAAUCAAGCCAUUGAAAGAAAUGCCUUCCUGGAGAGCGAACUGGACGAGAAGGAGAAUCUCCUAGAAUCUGUUCAGCGGCUGAAGGAUGAAGCCAGAGAUUUGCGGCAGGAGUUGGCCGUGCAGCAGAAGCAGGAGAAGCCCAGGACCCCCAUGCCCAGCUCAGUGGAGACCGAAAGGACGGACACAGCCGUGCAGGCCACUGGCUCCGUGCCGUCCACACCUGUGGCUCAUCGGGCACCCGGCGCUAGCUUAAACAUGCCGGGGACGUUCAGACGCGGUCUGGACGACUCCACGGGUGGGACCCCCCUCACUCCUGCAGCACGGAUAUCGGCCCUCAACAUUGUGGGAGACCUGCUUCGGAAAGUAGGGGCCCUGGAGUCGAAGCUUGCGUCCUGCCGGAACUUCGUGUAUGAUCAGUCCCCAAACCGAACGAGUGGCCCAGCCUCGGGACGGGGGAGCAGGCACAGAGAUGCCGGUGAGAGACAGCCGAGCAGCACCGGUGUGCCUCUGGGUGACAAAGGGUUGGGAAAACGCCUGGAGUUUGGGAAGCCGCCUUCAAAUACUUCCUCACCGUCGCUGCCGUCAGCCCAGGGUGUAGUCAAGAUGUUGCUUUAGGAAAUCCACGGAAGCUGAAGCCCCGGUGUGUCCGUGCGGGAGUCCUGCCUUUCCUCCCCUCUUUAAACUAGGUGUUUGUGUUUUUAAGUUAGUUUGAGAAAUAGGAGCAAACAGUCACAUUAGCCAACGAGGCCAUCGCCCAUGGUCGUCCCGGGGAAAUGUGUCACGGUCCCCAUCUUUGCUGGUGCGGACAGGGACAAACGGGACCGUCUGGUAAGGGCUCAGAGGUGCGGAAGCUGAGGCUACCCCAUCCCUGUGAGCUGACCGGAGUCCCGAAUGGUUCUGAGAUGAGUUUUUAAUGUCUGGAGAUGCCUUCAACGUGGCGUGUGAGUCCACCUCAGGACAGAACCCCCCAGUGCUCUGUGGCACAGGAAGUGUCUGUGUAAUGAAGUCAUGUCUAGGAGAGAGGGGCACAAUAGGCCCCUGCCUUUUUAAAAAGAAUCUAUGCUGUCAUGUACCUCUGGGACUUUUUAAUCUGCCUCUCCCUGAGGCACUGAGAAGAGGUGUUUGUGUUUCUGAGGAGAUCUUAAGCUUCCUCGUCAAAGAAGAAACAAACACGGGAUUUCCACGUGGACGUUGUGUGUGCUCAACCCUGCUUGGUGUGAGCUGCCGCCUCACACCUUUGGAGGCAAGUAAAUAGAACACACGAAAUCAGGAGCAUGCCUGCAGCUUAAUGGCCUUUUUGUCACUAAAUUAUUUUUCCAAAAGAAUAGCAAAAACGUCCUUGAGUUGAAGAUAGAACUUUGCAAGUGCUACUGAAAUUCAACAGACAGUUGGGCUCUGCUGGCCGGCUCCUUACCCUAGGAACAUUCUAACCUGUAUCGGUGAAAGACAUACUUUUAUUUUUUUAAACGAACAAUAAAAUCAAGAGAAACUAAGUUUCACCUAGUUUGUGGCGGUGGAGGUAAAUGCCAGUAAAUGCCGCUUCAUUUGUGUUUUCCUGUUCGCUAGCACGGUUUGCACGGUGGUGAGAACCUUGUUUUUUAACCAGGUAACUAAACAGAAAAAGGAAACCCUACUUGUAAAAAUUCGCUUCAAGUCCGUUCCUUAGAAGGAAGUGUAUUUGGGAUAUGUGUGUGUAUUGCUUGGGGUAUAUUUGCUUAUGGUCACUGGCUUGAGUUUUUCGGUUUGCAUUAUUUCUUCUCAGAUCUAUUGGACCCCCACGGAGUCGGUGUGUGGACUUGUUUUGUGUUAAAUAGAACUUUUGCAAGGGAUCUCUAUCUGGAACACUCAAGCUGAGGAAGGAAAUGACCCACAGCCUGGUGUUGCAUGGCCCCCGCAGUAGGAAUGGCUUUUAUGUUUUUAAAAGGUUGUUUAAAAAAAAAAAAAAAA